This is a messenger RNA of Meloidogyne enterolobii, 375 nucleotides long. The record is from the annotation of a GenBank genome assembly. Lineage: Eukaryota; Metazoa; Nematoda; Chromadorea; Rhabditida; Meloidogynidae.
AUGCCAGCAAUAGUUAAUAUUCUUCCUGCUAUUGGAGAAGUGCUAGAUUUAAGAGAUAAAACACUUUUGGGACUUGAAGCCUCUUCACUUGUUCGAAAAUAUCCAGACAUUCCUGUUGAAUAUCUCACUUCUUUAAUACAAAUACGUGAAGAUAUUGGACGAGCUGAGGCUAAAAAUAUUGCCGAGGAGGCAGUCAACAAUGCUCGAUAUCACCCUAAAGGAGAUCAGGAUGCUCAAAAACUCUUUCAGAUGUCUAAACCAGGUUUAACUUCAAAAACUGGAAGAGCAUUGCCCGCUCUUGAAUCAACAAUGCAUAAUAUGUUUGCCACAAUUAUAACAACUACAAAAGGGGGAAUACAGGGAAAUAACAAGUGA